CGCGCGAGCCUCAACUCAUCCUCAUGUGGGUGUCAUAGGCAGAGACAUGUUUAUUAUUCCUUAUCUUUUUAUUCCGUGAUGCGGAACCGGAAAUGAUCCUGAGCUGAGAGACACCUGCUCUCUCUCUCUCUCUCUCUCUGGGCUGCAUUAGAGAGCACCAACACCCACAGAGUAAUUCUGUCCCCACGACCCUCCAUCCUCUCACAUCAUGUCUCUCAGCACCAUGCUGUUCUGCUGAGUCUCUCUCUCUCUCUCUCUCUCUCUCUCUCUCUCCUCCACAAUGAGUCGCUUUCUGUCGAAGUUGGACCCCAGGCGUGUCCAGUGGGGGGCGUUCGGCUCCCGUGUCCUCCGCACCAAGCCGGUGGAGUCCAUGUUGGAAAGCGAGAGCAGCACUAAAUUGGCACGUGUCCUGUCCACUUUUGACCUCGUCUCCCUUGGUGUUGGCAGCUGCGUCGGCACGGGGAUGUAUGUCGUAUCUGGGCUGGUUGCUAAGGAAAUGGCUGGCCCGGGAGUCAUCAUGUCCUUCAUCAUUGCUGCUGUGGCCUCCAUCCUGUCAGGUGUGUGUUACGCUGAGUUUGGUGUGCGUGUGCCGAAGACGACGGGUUCUGCGUACACCUACAGCUAUGUAACGGUGGGUGAGUGUGUGGCCUUCUUCAUUGGCUGGAACCUGAUCCUGGAGUAUCUGAUCGGCACGGCGGCAGGAGCGAGCGCUCUCAGCAGCAUGUUCGACUCCCUCGCUAACCACAGCAUCAGCUCCUUCAUGAUCAGCCAUGUGGGCACACUCAAUGGCCUCGGUAAAGGCGAGGAGGCAUAUCCUGACAUCCUGGCUCUCGUCAUUGCCGUCCUCGUCACGGCCAUCGUGGCUUUGGGAGUGAAGAACUCUGUUGGCUUCAACAACGUCCUGAACAUUAUCAACCUGCUCGUCUGGGUCUUUAUGAUGAUCGCUGGGUUUUUCUUCGUUGACAGCUCAAACUGGGAUGAAGGAAGGUUCCUGCCAUUCGGCUGGUCAGGGGUGAUGCAGGGCGCGGCCACGUGUUUCUACGCCUUCAUUGGCUUCGACAUCAUCGCUACAACAGGAGAGGAGGCAAAGAGUCCAAACACCUCCAUCCCCUACGCCAUUACAGCAUCACUCAUCACCUGUCUCACUGCCUACGUCUCUGUGAGUGUGAUCCUCACCCUGAUGGUGCCCUACACCCUGAUCGAUGCCGACGCCCCUCUCAUGGAGAUGUUUUCUCAGCACGGGUUUUACUCGGCCAAGUAUGUGGUGGCUCUGGGCUCCAUCGCCGGACUCACUGUCAGUCUGCUCGGCUCGCUCUUCCCCAUGCCUCGAGUCAUCUACGCCAUGGCGGGGGACGGCCUGCUCUUCAGGUUCCUGGCUAACGUGAGUUCGUACACAGAGACGCCGGCGGUGGCGUGUGUGGUGUCGGGUUUCCUCGCCGCUCUUCUCGCUCUGUUGGUGAGUCUGCGUGACCUGAUCGAGAUGAUGUCCAUCGGCACGCUGUUGGCCUACACGCUUGUCUCCGUGUGCGUGCUGCUGCUGCGCUACCAGCCUGAAAGUGACAUCCAUGGCUUUGUCAACUUCCUGUCUGAACAGGAAGUGGCCAGGAAGAGGGAGAGUGAGGAGAAGGAUGAAUACGAAGAAGGUGAUGAGUACAACGUCGAUGAUGGUGGUGGGUGCAUUUCGACAAACACUUGUGGCGCUAAGAAUCUCCCUUCGCUUGGUGACAAUGAGAUGCUAAUCGGCAAAUCAGAGAAAACCAAGUCUAGCUACGCGGCUAAUCAUCCGAACUACGGCACUGUGGACAAAUCGACCGGGAUCGAGUCUGAUGAGACGGAGAAUGCCUACGUGCAGAAGCUAAAGAAGCUAAUGGGGCCUCGUUAUUACACCCUGCGGAUCCGGUUGGGUCUUCCCGGAAAGAUGGACCGUCCCACAGAGUCCACGGGCCGGACGGUGACUCGAUGCGUUCUCCUGCUGUUCAUCCUCGUCUUCGCCUUCUGCUCCCUGAUCACGUUCGGCGCAGGCUUUAUCGCUGAGGGACGAUGGUGGGCCGUGACACUGCUCAUACUGCUCAUGAUCUCCAUUUCGCUGCUCAUUUUCAUCAUCGUGCAGCAGCCAGAGAACCCGAAGCGUCUGCCCUACAUGGCGCCCUGCGUCCCGUUUGUCCCCGUCUCAGCCAUGUUGGUUAACAUUUAUCUGAUGCUCAAACUGUCCGGCAUCACCUGGAUCCGCUUUGCUGUCUGGUGCUUCAUAGGUGUGUUGAUUUAUUUUGGCUAUGGAAUGUGGAACAGCACGCUGGAGAUCACAGCUCUGGAGGAGGAAGCUCAUGCCAGCACGUACCAGCGCUACGACAUGGGCGUUGAUGACAACGUCGCUGUAGACGAUGACCUUUGCCCUCCAGGAGACUGGAAACCCCAAAGCAGGACCGAGAACCAGAACCACAACUUGGAUGAUGUUCCGGAUCCCAAAAAGUCCUCGUCGUCCCGCAGCAGAGCUAAAAACAAGAACGUAAAAACCGACUUCGAGGCUCUGGUGGUGGACGACGAUCUGGACGAACCUCUGGAAUGAAAAAAAGUCUUAAAAUUGUCGGUCCGUGGCGACAAAACUCUUGGGCUAGAUGGUUCAGUUGGCACUCCAAAGUUUUACUCCACUCACUGACCCCUUUGUGUUUUUAGUUUAUGUUUUUAACCUUAACUCCUGACUGCAAUCGUAGAAAAAUGAAUUCUCUUUCAAAUCGGCCGACUGCAUCCCUUUGCACUUUGCUUGCUCUCUCACACACUCCAAAGACGGACUGUUCGUUACUGCGUUCACUUUUUGGAAUUGCUUUUUUUUUUUCAUUUUAAUGUCUCUUGAGCUGCAGUGAUUUAACGUUUUUAAAUGUAUUACAUGCUAGCUAGCUAAUAAUCAAAUCAGGCGACUUUUGUGAGAAGGUUCCGUCAACAUUCGCAGUUUGCGGCAUUCAGUUAGAAUAAAUUCUGACAACCCACGAACACGUAAAUACGACAGAGGAAAGAGGAAACCAAAAGACAGCCAAUCACACGUCAGAUCUGCUUAAUUAAUGUUAACGAUUAACAUGGCAGGGCGUGGGUCCAUCCAGAUGUGUAUCUGUUUUUCGUUUUGAAAUGAAAAUGAGAAAACAGCUUUUUGUUUUUGUUUAAUUUGUUUCUCUUGACAUGAACUAACACAGAAACAGCUCAUUUUUACAUCAAAUGAUUUUUUUUUAAUUAAAACAUUAACUUGGGUUUAAUUGUUUCCACCUGUUUCAUUACACAGAGUCUAGAAAUCAAAUAUGAACAUUCAUGAAUAUUCAAAAAUGAAAAAGUAUGCGCUAGAAAAUCUGUUUCUGAUCACUGCGUGCUUUUAAAAAUAACAAAGAGGGUGAGGUUAAAGGAGGACGAUGUAGCAGCUGAAACACUCCUCAGGUGGAUUUAUAUCUAUCUAUCUAUCUAUCUAUCUAUCUAUCUAUCUAUCUAUCUA
Messenger RNA from Neoarius graeffei (lesser salmon catfish), 3475 nucleotides. RefSeq names its product solute carrier family 7 member 14a (gene slc7a14a). The record is from RefSeq and is a predicted model, not a curated record. The transcript has 8 exons. Gene Ontology annotation, biological process: transmembrane transport; amino acid transport. Gene Ontology annotation, molecular function: amino acid transmembrane transporter activity. NCBI's taxonomy places the organism in Eukaryota, Metazoa, Chordata, Actinopteri, Siluriformes, Ariidae. Bases 281 to 2566 code for a protein of 761 amino acids. Gene Ontology annotation, cellular component: plasma membrane.